This is a messenger RNA of Ahaetulla prasina, 3355 nucleotides long. RefSeq names its product osteoclast stimulating factor 1 (gene OSTF1). Gene Ontology annotation, molecular function: protein binding. The record is from RefSeq and is a predicted model, not a curated record. NCBI's taxonomy places the organism in Eukaryota, Metazoa, Chordata, Lepidosauria, Squamata, Colubridae. The transcript is spliced from 10 exons. The coding region runs from base 213 to 857 and encodes 214 amino acids. Gene Ontology annotation, biological process: signal transduction.
GUUGCCAAAGCACCUUUCGUGCCCUCGCCGAGCGCUCAGCUGGGACGUCCACCGACCCCCCUCCGGCUUCGUCGGUCGCUCUCCGGCCGCGCCGCUCCAGAAAUCCUCCGCGGGGGAAAGGCAAGGGCGACCUUGGAGGUGGCGAGCGAGCCGAGCGCAGCGCUAGGAUCGGCGGGUCUCGGAGGCUUUGGCUUUGCAACUUGGACGCAGCGAUGUCCAAGCCGCCGCCUAAGCCAGCUAAGCCAGGGCAGGUAAAAGUUUUUCGAGCCCUAUAUACAUUUGAACCCAGAACACCAGAUGAACUGUAUUUUGAAGAAGGAGACAUUAUCUACAUUUCUGAUAUGAGUGACACAAAUUGGUGGAAAGGAACCUGUAAAGGAAGAACUGGACUAAUCCCCAGCAACUAUGUGGCUGAACAAGCAGAAUCUAUUGACAAUCCAUUACACGAAGCUGCCAAGAGAGGAAACUUGAGCUGGUUGAGAGAAUGUUUGGAUAACAAAGUUGGUGUCAAUGGCUUAGAUAAAGCUGGAAGCACUGCCUUGUAUUGGGCAUCUCAUGGUGGACACAAAGACAUCGUGGAAGUGUUAUUGACACAGCCAAAGGUAGAACUAAACCAACAGAAUAAACUGGGAGACACAGCUCUGCAUGCUGCUGCAUGGAAAGGUUAUGAAGACAUUGUAGAAAUUUUGCUAGGAAAAGGUGCCAGGACAGACUUAAGAAACAAUGAGAAAAAACUGGCUUUGGACAUGGCUACCAACGCUGCCUGUGCUUCCUUGCUUAAAAAGAAACAAGGGCAAGACAUAAUGCGAACAUCAAGCAAUGCAGAAGACUAUCUUGAUGAUGAAGACUCUGACUGAAUUGCCUUAAUUUUGCCUUGAAAAUCAAUAGCUUCUUCUUUUCAUCUUUCUCAGAUCCUUUUCCUCUGCUGUGACAAAAUAUUUUUAUCACAAUGUGUGCUACUAUAAUUUAAGUAUGGGGAGACAUUCCUUCCUUAUAAAAAAAGCUCUCCCCCAUUAAGGCUAUAAAUUGCCUAAUUGCUUUUUAAAUUAUUUGUCUAGAAGAGGGCUAUGUUGAAAUAGGCUUCACCCUUUAAAUAACAGGUAUAGCAUUUAGAGAUGUCAGCCACUUGGGGUGGAUGGGAAAUAUAUCUUCAUCUUAAAAUGACAUGUUUUGGGCUAUUUUAUGGAGGAAAAACAUCUCAGGAACUUGGAUUCUCUAUAGAACAUUUUCACCAUCACUCCUUAUCCGCCCUCUUCCCUCUCCAUAUAUAUUUAUAGGUUGUCUCUCAUUAAGUUGAUCUACUUUGUGCUAGAACUUCUAAUGGCAGGUUAUAUAAAGAAAACUUGGGCCAGGGAGCUAAAAUUAAAUGACUCCUUUAAUGUUUCCCUUGAGAACUGGCUGUGAUUGCAAUUACUGUAAGUUUAUUCACAUGGCACAAAAAAAAAGUUGUUUAGCACCAGAUGAGACAGGGAGGGAAUAAUCUUGAGGGAAGAGACAGAAAGGGAAAGGAAGAUUGUUUGGUCAGCUAAAAUGCAGCCAUUUUGCCUUGAUAGUUGUUCACAGCAAUCUUUUGCAAUCUAAUACUCUCUAGGACAGGGGUGUCCAAACUUGGCAACUUUAAGACCUAUUGGAUUUCUAACUCCCAGGAUUCCUCAGCUAGCCAUGGAAUUCUGGGAGUUGAAGUCCACAGGUCUUAAUGUUGCCAAAGUUGGACACCCUUGCUUUAGGAAUCUUGUCAAUACAAUUGGAUCUAGAGGAUAAAAGGAGGCCUAAUUAUGUCUUCUACAAUGAAAGAACUGUAGGGAGAAUUUGACCCUACAGGCAAGGAAUGUAUGUUUAAACUCAAUCCCGUCCAUAAUAAUAAUUUCAAAGAUAAAAGGAGGCUGAGCCUUCUCUUUUUCUCUAAUUUGUAUGUGUGAGAUAUUUUCCCAAUGUUUCAUCUUCUUGUCCCUUACUUAACAGAAUUGCUGCCCACUCUCUCUCUCUCUCUGUGUGUGUGUGUGUGUGUGUGUGAAUGUGCUUGUGUGUGUCCAAGUCCUAAAUUUUAAGUGGAGGGAAAACUAGGUAAGAUAUGCUCUUACUUUAGGUAAGAUAAAACUAGGUAAGAUAUGCUCUUGCUUUAUGACGUUAUGAGAUAAUAAGGCAAAAAAUGUGGCAUUUGUCCAAUGAACACAUACAGAAUUCUGUUAGUUUAUCUGCACCAUUUCCACCAGCUGUCUUCUUUUUCACCUGGUCGAAGUUGUUGCUACAAACAAAUCCAGCAUCUGGAUUAUGAGAGAUGCAAUAGGCCAAUCCAUUUUUGCCCUUUAUUAUAUCUGUAGAUUACAACAUAGAGGUGGCAGUAAAUCAUUUUUCCCGAUGUGUUCCUGGCUGCAAUAAUGAGAGUUGCAUUGAAACACAUCUGAUGUAUUUAAUAUUGGGACUCAGUCUUUGUUGUGUCUGCGCCCCCCAAGCCGGGCCCCCUGCUAGAAAGUGACUCGGAAAGUGAGGGGGAAGGGCCAUCAGGACUUACCUCUGGAGCACCGGCUCCUCUGGCUCAGCUCCAGGAGCCAGAGGCAGGCCAGGUGGAGGAGAUAACGAGGCCUCCAUCCCCUGACUCUUUCCCCCCGCCCCAGGCCAUGCCUCCAGACCUGGCUGCUGGCAAUCAGGCCUGGCUGGAUCCCAGGUUUCGGAGAUACAAGAAGCGGCUACAACAAAGGAAGGGGUGUGGCAGGCCUAGAGAGUGCUGCGUCACGGAGCCACACCCCACAGAGUAUAAAAGCAGCCCUGGCUGCUCUUCUGCUCCGUGACGAGCAAAAAUUGAGCUGAACUAUUUGACUCGUGGAGAAGUGAGCUGACCUCUUUGACUCGUGGAGAAUUGAGCUGAACAUUCGGCCUGGAUUAUUGACUUCUUGGUUGCCCGGCAACCCCAAGAUAAGGGAGACUUUGGGCAGGCAGCUGCAGAUUCCCGGCCAGGACUGAUAGCAGUCGUGAACUCAAUUACUGGCUCGUUUAGCCAGCUCGCGUGGCUGAGGCUGGGAGGGGACAGAACAGUCUUCAAGUAUUUAUACUAGAAUUCAUUCACUGAGAACCAUGGUAUAAAACCUUCUGUUUGUACAGGUUGUCUACUUAAUUUGGAGAAAAUACUCUUUAUUCCGCUGUAAUUUGGAAGAUAUUUGUGGUUGUGUCUGUAAUGGGAUGAUAAUGACUCUUUUCACCAUAUGCUCUUAACUUUCCUGUGUCUUUUCACCUUUAAAGUAUUUCAUAUCAGAACUGAUAUGUUUCUGAACUCAUGUGCGAUGUAAAAAAGCCUACAAACCAAAAGUAUCUUCAGAAAAAGAUUCAGUAUGAAUAAAUAUUUUUAAUUGCUUUGAAA